GACCGAUUGUUCUCCAGCUAAGUUCGGAUUCGGAGUCUUUCAACUUCUCUACACACUUUAGGAACAGAGGAUAGAGCCUCAAUUUAGUCUUCUUCUUGUUUGUUUUUACCUUCCCCCCAACAAAUUACCAUUCGAAUAUUAUUUCUUUUGUUUUCCGUUCUUUGAUUUUCUUUUCUUCCUUUCGUUUUCUUGAGGGGGGUAAUGUUUCAAAUGGGCUCUUAUCCAGCAACCUUGCUUCUUGUGUCCUUCUUCCACUUCAGCCAUCCUUGGUCAGUGAAUAAUUUCCUGAUGACUGGUCCCAAGGCAUACCUUAUCUAUUCCAGCAGUGUUGCAGCUGGUGCACAGAGUGGAAUUGAAGAAUGCAAGUUCCAGUUUGCUUGGGAUCGCUGGAACUGCCCAGAGAGAGCUUUGCAACUGUCUAGUCAUGGAGGUCUGCGCAGUGCAAACCGAGAAACAGCCUUUGUCCAUGCUAUCAGCUCUGCUGGAGUCAUGUAUACACUAACAAGAAAUUGCAGCCUUGGAGACUUUGACAACUGUGGCUGUGAUGAUUCCCGUAAUGGACAGCUUGGAGGACAAGGAUGGCUGUGGGGAGGCUGCAGUGACAAUGUAGGAUUUGGGGAAGCCAUUUCCAAGCAAUUUGUGGAUGCACUUGAGACAGGACAGGAUGCGAGAGCAGCAAUGAACCUGCAUAACAACGAAGCUGGCAGAAAGGCAGUGAAAGGGACCAUGAAGAGAACCUGUAAGUGUCAUGGAGUGUCUGGAAGCUGCACCACUCAGACCUGCUGGCUGCAACUGCCAGAGUUUCGAGAAGUGGGGACAUACCUGAAAGAGAAGUACCACAAAGGACUGAAAGUUGACCUUCUCCAAGGGGCGGGCAACAGUGCUGCCAGUCGUGGGGCAAUUGCUGAAACCUUUAGCUCCAUCUCCAAGAAGGAAUUAGUCCACCUGGAAGACUCACCUGAUUACUGCUUGGAGAACAAAACUUUGGGCCUACUGGGGACUGAAGGCAGAGAGUGCCUGAAGAGGGGCAAGGCCCUCAGCAAGUGGGAGAAACGUAGCUGCCAGCGCUUGUGUGGGGACUGUGGCCUCGCUGUGGAGGAACAGCGAGCUGAAAUGGUGUCCAGCUGCAACUGCAAAUUCCAUUGGUGUUGUGCAGUUCGUUGUGAACAGUGUCGUAAGCGGGUCACUAAAUAUUACUGUGUCCACAAAGAGAAGCGGGAGCACAUUGGGGGCAGUCCAACCGCACGCAAAUCCAAAAGGAAGCAGCCUUGAAACAUUUGUGUCAACUAACAACGUUCUUGCUCUCAUAUAGUUCUUCCCUUUCACUUUACUUUCCACUGCCAGAUUCACUUUGGGUUUUCUGCAUGGCAGAAGCUUAGAGAAAUUCCAGCUAAGGUGAUGCUAACCCUAAGCCCCUAGGCUUCCUUUUAAUCCCAAGAUGUUUCUUUCUCAAGCAAGAAAGCACACUUGCUUUUCAGAUGGUCUAUACUCACUAAGAAGUAUGUCGCAUGCUAUCCAUUUUCUUUGCAGCCUUUGGGUUUGUUUACCCAGUCAACAGGGAGAAGUUCUCUAUUACAGCAGGGAAUCCCAGGCACAUUUCAGCAGGGAAUCCUAAGCAUGGGAUUCUCUACAUAGGCAGGGGAUCCCAGGUAUGUUUUAGUCAUAUGCAACCCUUCUUGCUCUCUCUCAAUGACAGCUUUUCCCAUAUGGGGCUGCCAUUAGCCAUGAAGUUUUUGUGAUGUAACAUGUCUGAGAUCAGGAUUAUGCUUCUUUUUAGAGAACUAACAAUGACAGCAGACUCCAUAUUUGCACACUUUAAAUGU
Molecule: messenger RNA, 1823 nt
Organism: Anolis sagrei ordinatus
Lineage: Eukaryota; Metazoa; Chordata; Lepidosauria; Squamata; Anolidae
Gene: WNT8B
Product: Wnt family member 8B
Biological process (GO): neuron differentiation; cell fate commitment; canonical Wnt signaling pathway
Cellular component (GO): extracellular region
Molecular function (GO): cytokine activity; frizzled binding
Source: RefSeq, a predicted model, not a curated record